Messenger RNA from Schistocerca gregaria, 788 nucleotides. RefSeq lists its product as uncharacterized. The coding region runs from base 42 to 593 and encodes 183 amino acids. The transcript has 2 exons. The record is from RefSeq and is a predicted model, not a curated record. Lineage: Eukaryota; Metazoa; Arthropoda; Insecta; Orthoptera; Acrididae.
CAUAAACCGAGAGUCGCUAUCUGACAGUAGUGAGGUACAAUAUGCGGAAACAAUGGUCACGUGAAGAAAUUAUGGAACUAAUACAACUUUACGAAGCAAACGAAUGCUUGUGGAACAUAAAAUGUUCCGGUUAUCGAGACAGGACGAAGAAACAUAAGGUUGGGGAAGAAAUAGGGCUGAAGUUUUCUUGUUCCCAAGAAGAAGUUGAGAGGAAACUUCACAAUUUAAGAAAUCAGGCGGAGACAAGUUCACAGCCUGUAAUAUUAUGGGAAGUCGAAAGCACUGGCGCUUCGGAACAGACUACCGAGGUCGUAACAGAGAGGCAGGACAUUGUUGAAGAGCCGACCCGGGAGAAAAGUUCAAGAAAAAGGAAACAUGAAGAAAGCGACGACCUGUUGGCAAGAGCUGCACUCAAAGUGUUAGCGAAAGGGGUACCUGACGAAUAUGAGAUUUUUGGAGAGUAUGUAGCCUCUGGAUUACGCACACUGCGCUCUGAUAAUGUCAGAAGAAAGCUGAAAAAUGAAAUUAGGAAAGCUAUAAUCCGUGCAUCUGACGCUGAUGAAGUGUCAUACACGAGCGCUAGCACUUCCUGAGUCCGAAUGUGUGUCCAUCACCAACGCAGAACACCAAACUAUGGAUCCUCAUCUGCAUUAAAUUCUAAGACACAAAAUGAAGUGUGUGACCAUAGUAUCUUAGGCCACAGGAUGUUUUAAAAUAGAACAGUUCCCGCAACUAUCAGGUAUUAAGGUCUUAUUGUAGUAAUCUUCAAAUUCGCUGUUGGUAAAUAA